CCUUGCUGGAAGUGCAUCACGCCUCCUCCUGCAUCAUUGGCAAGUGCAGCUGAGGCGGAGAUUCUGCACAGUACAUAAGGUAAAACUUUGCGGGGGUUAGACGCUUCCUGAAUUUAGGAAUCUCUUCUAAAUAAAGUUUUUAGGAGUCACAGGAAAGGAACAGCCUUGUUUUCUCUUACACUUUUGUGGAGCGUCAGCAUCAUCUAUACUGCCCUUAUCGGACUGCGUAAAUUCAGACGGGUGUCCAUUCCCUAAGUAGCGCGGAGCGAUGUCUCCAGCCGAGAAGAACAAGACCACCGUCCGCCUGGUGUUCUUCGGCGCGGCGGGGGUGGGCAAGACCGCCUUGAUCCGGAGGUUUCUGCAGGACAAUUUCGAGCCCAAGCACAAGCGCACUGUGGAGGAGCUGCACAGCAUUGAGCACGACCUGGACGGGACCAAGAUGCGCAUCGAGAUCAUGGACACCAGCGGUAGUUACUCCUUCCCGGCGAUGAGGCAGCUCUGCAUCCGCCAGAGCGAUGCUUUCGCCCUGGUCUACUCUAUCAACGACCCCGAGUCCUUCGAGGAGGUGCACAGGCUGCGGGAGGAGAUCCUGGAGCUGAAGGGGAGCAAGCUCGCGCCCAUUACCGUGGUUGGUAACAAAGCCGACCUGGGAAACCAGCGCCGGGUUCCCGCGAAGGAGAGCAUGACCAUCGUAGAGCUGGACUGGAGCGCCAGCUUCGUGGAGGCGUCCGCCAAGAGCGGCUUGAACGUCGCGGGAGUUUUCGAGGAGCUGUUGAGGCAGGUGAACUUCCCUAGCAGCCUGAGCGCGGCGCUGCGAGGGCGCAGGGGUACUGUGCCCAAGGACGGCGUUCUGGUGCGCAAAAAGCCGCUCAUAAAGAAGGCGGACAGCUGCACCGUCUCCUAGCCGAGAACUGCAGCUCUGCCUCGCAAGGUGUCCGGUUGAAAUCAUGACUGGAGCACGACGUGAAUACAGGGAGAAACGGCGUGGAAGGUGCCCAGCCUGCUUCAUCUUAGCUCCGACUUUUUUCCAAAAGGCGCAUGGAAUAGAUUGGGCGCUGCACCAACUCAGCACAGAGCUAACUCUAAUGUAAAUAUGAAGUGCUUGUUAAUAUAUCGAUUGUACAGUUUUUAACCAUGUUGAGUUUUGCCGAGGCUGUGAGGAGUAAUUAAAAUGAACUUAUUUAGGUGCGUGAUAAAUUGAAACUUCGGAGUUAAAUUGCUCAGAUAACUGCAUAUGUUAAAUGUGGUUGAUAUGCAUCUUGGAAUUUACAGCCGCACGGUUUAAUAGCAUCAGCGUUUACUUUCAAAUUAUCAUGCAAGUAAUACGAUCAGGCCAUGCAUAAGAUUGCCUUUGGUAAGAAGAGAGUUCAGUUCAAUGUAACGUAUUUUUAUACAGCGGCUCGCAUAACAACGUCGCCCCAAGGUGCUUUACAUGAGUGUGUUGUGUUACAUUAUACAGCAGUGGUGGGCAAUCUUAUCUGCAAAGGCCCAGUGUGUAUACCGGUUUUCGCUGUAACUCCCUAAUUAUAUAAAUUAGACUAAUUUGAGGACUUAUUGGCUGAAGAGUCCUCACACAUGGGUUUGAACAGCUGACCUAAAGGGUAUCCCAAAAACGUAUACGCACACACUGGCCCUUUGCUUAUGAUUGCCCACCCCUGCAUUACGUCAUUAAGACCGUACAAUACAAUAACAGGGAAAAGGAAAACAAACAUAUAGUUCAUCUUAGCAUUUCAGUAGUUGUUAGUUGCAAAGUUGUCUUGAAAUCGGUUUGUUUAGUCGCUCCCAAUUGACUGCACGUUGCACGGCCUGAGCAUCGAUGCAUGUCGCCAGACCUGGGAGCUAUUCCGCCCUCUAGUGGUUUUCAUGGUUUGUUACAGUCGAAAAUGCCUGGAACUGAACAAAGCUGGUGAUGGAAUAUCAGCUAAUUGUUCUCUUACAUUUAAUAUAAUAUCGAGACAGGUGGGGGUAGGUUUCUCCUGGUUCAGGAGCCAGAAUCCAAUCUGAUGUAUUUUUGCAAUUAAUUUACACUCGUUUUUGUCUUUUUUUGUCUUUAAUCAUAUUCACUGUAUACUUAUAUAUUUUAAUAGUGUAAGUAUUUUGCAUUCAUGAACAGUCUUCUAACAACUGUGAUGUUAAACAUAUGUCUUUCAGUGCAGUACAGACAGCAGCCUGCCAGGGGGGUGUAAAACAUUUAGUCUAAAAUCUAAUUGCCUGCUACUGAAACCUUACACUUGACUGAGAAUAAUGCUGCUUUUUUUAUCAACACACUG
Molecule: messenger RNA, 2270 nt
Organism: Paramormyrops kingsleyae
Lineage: Eukaryota; Metazoa; Chordata; Actinopteri; Osteoglossiformes; Mormyridae
Product: ras-related protein Rap-1b-like
Molecular function (GO): GTP binding; GTPase activity
Source: RefSeq, a predicted model, not a curated record